UCUCUCAGGAAAUGUUCGUCAUGCUCGCCAUAAUGGCAACAAUGCCCUAUAUGAGGCCUUAGAGGUGGUCCAAAAUGAGAAUAUUUACUUCGGUUGGUGGCCUCACAGAGAAGAAGAAUACAAAGUUUGGAGACAAAAUGAAAGAAAUAGGUUGAGGGCAAGGUUGGCAAAUGAAGAGAAGGACUUGAGAAGAUUAAGGGUGGAGAAAAGAAGAAGGGAGGGAAAUAAUAGUAAUAGGAAUAGAAUGUCAGGUUUUG
Messenger RNA from Racocetra persica, 257 nucleotides. The record is from the annotation of a GenBank genome assembly. Lineage: Eukaryota; Fungi; Glomeromycota; Glomeromycetes; Diversisporales; Gigasporaceae.